Messenger RNA from Leguminivora glycinivorella, 944 nucleotides. Its product is annotated as protein TEX261. Bases 93 to 695 code for a protein of 200 amino acids. The record is from RefSeq and is a predicted model, not a curated record. Lineage: Eukaryota; Metazoa; Arthropoda; Insecta; Lepidoptera; Tortricidae. Gene Ontology annotation, molecular function: COPII receptor activity. Gene Ontology annotation, biological process: endoplasmic reticulum to Golgi vesicle-mediated transport. The transcript has 5 exons. Gene Ontology annotation, cellular component: Golgi membrane; endoplasmic reticulum membrane; COPII-coated ER to Golgi transport vesicle.
ACAUUUGUCAUUGACCUAGCACUUGACAACGCGUAUAGCCUCAAAAAUACUCAAAAAAUAUCAAAACAAACGCAAAAACACAUAAAUAAAACAUGUGGUUCUUUUACUUAAUUACUAUUUUAUCACUAAUAGUGCAGGCUGUAUUUGCCACGUUAGCUUUAGCGGCAGGGCUCUACUACUUAGCUGAACUGGUGGAAGAGUACACAGUGAUGGCCAAAUAUGUGAUCUCAUGGACAGUUGCAGUAGUCACACUCAUCCACAUCGGCCUGCUAGUCUUUGAAGACUUGCCCCUCCACCUAGACAUCCUAGGCAUAAUCCAGCAAGCGCUACAUGCGCUCCUCCUCCGAGAGUUCCCGGCGGUGCGGGUCACCAGUGCACCGUUCAUAUUGGCAGUGGGGACGCUUAUAGCACAUCACUACUAUGCAUUGUCGUUCUUUGGGACGGUGCAUUACACAUUUUCUGAGGUGUUGGCAUACUUCACUCUCUGCCUGUGGGUGGUGCCGUUCGCGCUGUUCGUAUCUCUGUCAGCUAAUGACUAUGUGUUGCCUACUACGGGGGAAAAACAGCCAUUACUCGGUGACAACAACGUAGUGACGGACUACCUGUCUCGCACGUCCAAGAAGUACUCGCUGCUCUCAUUCUUCAGUUUCGCCAAGGACUCCAUACUGCCGCAGCGGAGCAAGAAAGCUUUUUAGAACUCCUUGCAUUGCUCAAGAUUCCACAUUUUGAACCACUCGCUACGCUCGCCGUUCAAUAUUGGAAUCUUUCGCUUUUUCGGGUAUCAAUGUAGGCACGUGCGGUGCAACAACUUUGUCUCCAUAACAACGUUGGAAUACCGUCGCGCGCGCUCAGUGAAAAUGCUCCUCGUUACGGUGCGAAACAUGCCGAGCUAUUCCCGUCAAGUUUUAUGUGAGUGACCUUUAGCACAACCUGCCUUGUUGCGC